Messenger RNA from Leptomonas pyrrhocoris, 2406 nucleotides. Its product is annotated as putative fatty acyl CoA synthetase 2. Gene Ontology annotation, molecular function: long-chain fatty acid-CoA ligase activity. Gene Ontology annotation, cellular component: membrane; endoplasmic reticulum. The record is from RefSeq and is a predicted model, not a curated record. Bases 280 to 2406 code for a protein of 708 amino acids. The transcript has a single exon. NCBI's taxonomy places the organism in Eukaryota, Euglenozoa, Kinetoplastea, Trypanosomatida, Trypanosomatidae.
AGAAAAUCGUCAUCGUAAAACGCGCAAUACAUUUUUUUUCCCCCUUUUUACCUCCCGUCAAAGCCCUCUGGAACACCGACACCCCCGACGUGUGUGUGUCUGCUUCUCAAGCCUGAAAAGCAGCAGAGAGAGGAAAAGAGAGGAGAGAAGAACGAGCCGAUCGUCCACCACGCAUCAACGGAGGACGCGUCAAACCCACGUUUUCAUUUCCGGAGAGCAAAAGCAUAGAAGGGACACCCUCAAAAUCAAAUAAGAAAAUAUAUAUAUAUAUAUAUAAAGAUGGACGCCCCCGAGUAUCGCGCGAAGCUCGCUGCGACGGUGCUGCAGCUGAUGGAGGAGGAAAACGCCCGCCACGUCGCGGCAGACCCGCAGAUGAUGCUCUACAGCCGACUCGGUGACGAGGCCCUGCCGGUCGAGGGCACCGAGCAGCAGGACGGCACGCCGGUCUACCAUCACGCGAAGGUCCGCGAUGGAAGCGCCUUUGACGACGUCGCGCACGAGUGGUACAACGGGCCCAACUUUGUGCAGCGCUUUGAAUCCAUCUGCAGGAGCCGCGGCAACAAGCGGGCCUUCGCCUAUCGUCCCACCAUUCGCGUCAGCGCGGAGCUGGUGAAGGACCCGGAGAGCGGGCUGGAGCGCAAGUUCGAUGUGACCUUCUUUGACGCGACGAAGUACCUGUCGUACACGGAGGUGUGGACGACGAUUGAGAACUUCGGCCGCGGCCUGUGCGAGCUGGGCAUCCCGCAAGAUUGCAAAAUUGCCCUCUACCUCGAGACGCGGUGGGAGUGGCUGGUGUCCGCCUACGGUGUGUGGUCACAGAACAUGGUGCUGACGACCGUCUUCUCGAACCUGGGCGAGGAGGCGCUGAGCGAGGCCUUUGCGGAGACGAGCUGCGCCGCGGUGGUGACGGUCGGCGAGCGGGUGCCGUCGCUCAUUGCGAUGAUGCGCCGCGGUGCGAUGCCGUACUGCGUGCUGAUCUACCUGGAUUCUCUGCCGGCGAAUAUCGAGGCGGAAGGCAUCUCGCUGCGUGCCUGGGAGGACGUGGUGCGGGACGGCGGCUUGUCCGUGAUGCCGGUGCGCAUCCCGACGAACAACGACGACCUCGCGCUGAUCAUGUACACCUCCGGCACGACCGGCGGACCGAAGGGCGUCAUGCACACCUUCGGCAGCAUCACAUCCGGCGUGCGUGGGAUGGGUGAGAAGUGGAAUGAGCUGCUGGGCCCGCUGAAGGCGGACGAGUGCUACGUCGCCGCCCUGCCGCUGUCGCACGUGUUUGAGUUUGUUAUGUGCGUCAUCUCGCUGGCGCGCGGGUGCUGGAUCGGCUUCGGACACCCCCGCACGCUGCUCAACACCUACGCCCAACCGCACGGCGACCUCGUCGAGUUCAAGCCGUCGCUGCUCGUCGGCGUGCCGCGCAUCUUCGACAACUACAAGAAGACGAUGGAGGCGAGCCUGGCCCCGCGCGGGUCGCUGGAGCGCUGCAUCUUCGACCACGCCUUCGCCUCCCGCGUGCGGUACAUGAAGCAAGGCAUGCAGACCCCCUUCUGGAAUGAGGUGGUAUUCCGUCCUUUUCAGGAAAUGGUCGGCGGCCGGGUGCGCAGCAUGUUCGGCGGCGGCAGCCCCGUCAGCUCCGUCACCCAAACCUUCUUCAACGUCGUCAUCGGCGGCUUCAUCCAGGGAUACGGUCUCACGGAAACGAUCGGCAACGGCGCGAAGCAGCUGAUUGGGGAUAAGGAGGUGCUCUGCGUUGGCCAGCCGGAGCGGUGUGUAGAACUCAAGCUGGUGGACACGGAGGACUACAAGCACACGGACAUCCCCGAGCCGCGCGGCGAGAUCUGCCUGCGCGGUCCGAUGCUGUUCAAGGGCUACUACAAGAAGGAGGCGGUGGCGAAGGCGGUGAUCGACGAGGAGGGCUGGUUCCACACCGGCGACGUCGGCGCGGUGGCCGACCGCGGUCGCCUGCGCAUUGUGAGCCGCAUCAAGUCGCUGGCGAAGACCUCCGCCGGCGAGAACAUCCCGAUGGAGUACCUGGAGUCCCUCUACGCGCAGUCCAGCCUCUGCGUGCCGAAUGGUGUGUGUGUGAUGGUGCACCCGUCGAAGAACUACAUUGCCGCCGUGGCCUCGACGACGGAGAGCAGGGCGAUGAUGUUCGCGCGGGAGCACGGGAUUAAAGGCGGGUGGCCGGCGCUGCUGAAGAGCCCCGAGUUCCUUCGCAAGUCGACGGAGGCAUUCCAGGAAAUUGCAAUGCACGCGGGGCGCGGAAGGCACGAGAUCGUGCGCUACGUGCGCCUCGUCGCGGAUCACUGGACGACGAAGAAUGAGCUCAUCUCUGCAGCGAACAAGCCACGCCGUCGCCUGAUUUACGCGCGAUACGCAAAGGAGAUCGAGGAGUUGUUUUCUGAAUAA